Molecule: messenger RNA, 4689 nt
Organism: Mesorhabditis belari
Lineage: Eukaryota; Metazoa; Nematoda; Chromadorea; Rhabditida; Rhabditidae
Source: the annotation of a GenBank genome assembly
AUGAGCGCCGAGAACGAGAUGGAAAAGGUCAAAGUGGCUGUGAGAGUGAGGCCGUUUAAUAAAAGAGAGAUCGAUCUCAAGACGAAAAAUGUGGUGGCGAUGUGCAAGGAUCAGGUCAAUCUCGAGCAUCCGACUGAUGAUAAACAACCAAAGAAUUUCGCCUUCGAUCACGCUUUUUACUCGACCGAGUACGAUCAUCCGGACUAUGCAAGUCAAGAGGAAGUCUUUGAGUGUGUGGGAAGAGGAGUGCUCGAGAACGCUUUCCAAGGCUACAAUGCUUGCAUUUUUGCGUAUGGACAAACUGGUUCCGGUAAAUCUUAUUCAAUGAUGGGCACCGCUGAUCAACCGGGAAUCAUUCCGCGACUCUGUGAUGCCGUUUUCGCUCGCAUUGAACAAACCUCGAAUGACACUUUGAAUUAUAAGGUCGAAGUCUCUUACAUGGAGAUUUACAAUGAGAAAGUUCGAGAUUUACUCGAUCCAAAGAGCGCCAAGAAGGGUCAUCUGAAAGUGAGAGAGCACAAAAUCUUGGGUCCAAUGGUUGACGGGCUCUCGGUGUUGGCCGUUUCGAGUUACGAACAAAUCGCUUCUCUAAUCGAGGAGGGAAACAAAUCGAGAACGGUUGCCGCGACAAAUAUGAACGCCGAAUCGAGUCGAUCACAUGCCGUUUUCAACAUUCGUCUCACUCAAGUGCUAAUCGAUGCUGAGAAUGGGUUCUCCGGCGAAAAGGUGGCCAAAAUCUCGUUAGUCGAUUUGGCGGGAAGUGAACGAGCUGGAAAGACGGGAGCUGUUGGGAAAAGGCUUGAAGAAGGAGGAAACAUUAACAAAUCUUUGACAACCCUCGGAAUGGUGAUUUCUUCAUUGGCGGAUCGAUCGAGCAAAGACAAAAAGGACAAAUUCAUUCCGUAUCGAGACUCGGUGUUGACUUGGCUUUUGAAAGACAAUCUUGGGGGAAACUCGAGAACGGUGAUGAUUGCCACGAUUUCCCCAGCUGCCGAUAAUUACGAGGAAACGCUGAGCACACUCCGAUAUGCGGAUCGAGCAAAGAAAAUCGUCAAUCAUGCUGUCAUCAACGAGGAUCCAAAUGCAAAAAUCAUUCGCGAGCUUCGUGAAGAGGUCGAACAACUCCGUUUGCAAAUCAGUCAAACAAAGAAAGAACACUCGGAAACGCAAGAGCUUCGAGAUCGAUUGACUGAAUCGGAAAGAAUCGUCGAACAGAUGAACAAAUCCUGGGAAGACAGGCUAAAAGAAACCGACAGUGUUUACAAAGAACGACAACGAGAUCUGGCCAACAUUGGGAUCUCCGUGGAAAGCUCUGGAAUCAAAGUGAUGAAGGACAAGUUCUACCUAGUCAAUCUCAACGCCGAUCCUUCUUUGAAUGAGCUACUCGUCUAUUAUCUCAAUAUGGUGGCAAUCAUUGGAAGCUCUGAGGUGGAGUCGGAAUCAGAUCGGCCGGACAUUGUGCUACAAGGACUUGGAAUUCAGCCGCACCAUGCUCUAUUGGAGAUUGUUGAAGAGUUUGGAAGACACCGACUCUACAUCACUCCACUUUCGAAAGAGGCUAGAAUUUGUGUAAAUGGAAAAGAAAUCGAGGACAAGACCCUAUUACGGCACGGAUUUCGUCUCCUCAUCGGUAUCAAUCAUUACUUCAAAGUGAAUUGUCCCCGCGAGGGAGACAUGGCUCAAUCGAUCAUGGAUGAGAGUGCCGUCUUUGAUUAUGAUGAUGCUUGGCAUGAGGCUAACUCCGGCUCAUCUGCCAACGUCGAUCAAUACGUGGAGCAACUGGCCAGGAAACACGAAGAAGAAAAGCAAGCCGCUUUAGAACAACAAUACGAGGCAUUCGAGCGAUACAUUCAAAAUCUAACUGCUGGAGGCAUGACUCCUUGCACUCCAAUGACACCUGGCUUUGGUCUAAUGACUCCCUUGGGAACCCCAGGAUCAGCGCUGCCCCCUUUCGGCUUUCCGACGAAUCCCCGGCAAAGCGUUAGAAACAAAUUUUUCUAUUGGGCUCAGAAGAGAGAAGAAAUGUUUGCCGAGGCAUUGACGAAACUGAAGAAAGAGAUCGUUCGAGCAAAUGCCUUGGUGAGAGAGGCGAAUAUGAUCAGUCGAGAGCUGGCAAAUAGUCGGAGACAGACAACGUAUGAUGUGACUCUGCAAAUUCCGGCUAGCAAUCUACGACCAAGUAAAAUCAAGGACGGUGGUUUUGUCUGUGAGCCCGUUGUCGUUGUCCGAAGAGUGGGAAUGGCCGGCUGCCAACUCUGGUCACUCACUCAACUCGAGAACAAACUAGUGGAUAUGAGAGAUCUCUACAACGACAAGUUGAAUGGAAUUGAAAGAUAUUCACCCCAAGUCUCUCCUGAAUGCUCACCGAUUCGCGUGUUGCCGAAUGGUUUCGAGGAACGACCCGAUGGAAGUGUCACUUUUGAUCCGUUCUUUGAUUCUCAACAAAAUCAUUCACUUGUCGGAGUGGCGAAUGUGUUCUUGGAGGUGCUCUUCCACGAGUUGAAGCUAGAUUAUCAGGUUCCAAUAAUCUCUCAACAAGGUGAAGUGGCUGGUCGACUUCAUGUCGAGGUUUAUCGCCUUCCAAGCAACACUUCAAACGAUUCACUAAAUGAGAGCACUGACAGCGGAAUUGAGCCCGGCAGACCGGAAAGUAUGCUUGGGAAAACGAUUACUUGUCGGUUCCGAAUAAAGAGAGCGAUCAAUCUGCCCGCGAAUCUUUCUCACUUUGUUUUUUGUCAAUAUUCGUUUUUCAACUUGAGCGAGAUGCUUGUCGUGGCACCAACGUUUGACCCAUCGAUCGAGGGUGAAGGGCUUGUACAUCAAAAUAAUUUCGUUUUCGAUCAUCAAAAGGACUUUGACGUGGUGGUAACGGAAGAGUUUUUGGAGUACUGUCAAGAGGAUGCAUUGUCGAUUGAGGUUUGGGGGCACAGGAGUUGCGGCUUCGACUCAAGCGAGAUGAGAAUGGAGUUGGAGCUGAAAAACAAAACGUUACAAGAUCGUUGGCGUGAAGUCUCAAGACGACUCGAGUUAUCCAUUCAAAUCAUGGAGAUCAACGACAGUGGAAACUAUGCACCAGUUGAGGUCUUGGAAAAACCUGAUGUACCGACUGGAGGAGUGUAUCAACUUAAACAAGGCCAACAAAGAAGAAUCAUUGCUGGCCUUUCUCUUCCACAAAAUGGAGGCGGUCUUCCAUUGAGUAUUGAAGCUAUCACUUCUGUGAGUAUUGGCUGUGUCUGCACCAGGGUCGCUGGAGCCCAUUCAGCUCUUGACUCCUACCAAGAAGAGGAUCUCGAAAGACUUCGACGGCAAUGGUCUCAAGCUCUGAAAAACCGUCAAAAAUAUCUUGAAGAGCAACUCAGCAAGGUUUCUACGACAAACGGGAGAAGAUCAGAAAAAGAAUCGGAAAGGGAACAUUCAUUGAUGAGUCAAUGGGUGUCACUAGCUGAGGAAAGAUCAGCACUUUCUAUUCCAGCACCAAACACUGAUAUUCCUGGAGCGCCGAGUGAUUGGAUUCCUCCACUUGGUGUUGAGCAACAUGUGCCCGUUCUCUUUCUCGAUUUGAACGCAGAUGAUAUGACUGGAGAAAUUCAAGACGAAGAAUUCUCUCCACAACUCCCCGGCGCUAACUGCAUUCUGCCCAAAGAGAACAAAGGCGGACCAUUGCUACUGCUACCGAUUUUGGAAAGAACUGAUACAACAGCCACUUGUUCUUGGGACAGCUCGAUCCACGACGAACCGUGUCUUAAUGUGGCCACUGAUGGAUCGCAAAGAAUCUACGCUAUUGUGAAGGUUUUAAUUCGCCUCUCUCACCCAAAACCGAUGGACAUUGUGUUGAGGAAACGAAUUUGUCUCUCAGUCUACAAAAAACCGUCGAUAACGGAGAGGAUUCUGAAGAGAAUAGUCGGAACGGAAAGCACCGACAUGACAAGUGUCUGGUAUGACAUUGUGGCUCAUGUUCCGAAAACUUCGCACGACAUGGAAGAUCGAUCAACUUUGGCGAUGAUGGCUGCCCGGGCUGGAAGCGAAGACGAUUCGUUGACCGAUCAAGAGAAAGAGACACGUCAACUCUCCUACAUUGAGGCCUACACAAAAAGCAUUCAAACGGUGGAAUCAAUGCUGAAAUUGGACAGAUUGAGACAAGAAGUGGCUAUCACGAAUAUGCUCACAAAGAAAGAAAGGCAAGCGAGGAUGCAACAUUUGGGGCUUAACAGUGGACAAUUUCGAAUGAAACGUGCGGUCAGCUUGCCGAAUACGAUCGCGAAUGCUGUGAAUCAGCAACUCUCCGUUUCAUCUCAUCCGACAACAAACGGUCAAUCGAACGAUGACUCUAGGAGAUCAUUGGAGUCAUCAAUGAGCAGCAGUGUUAUGACAUCAUCACUCGCCCGUCCAACCUUCCUAAACCUUAAACCACUAAAGUUGAACAGUUUGGUGAGUCCGUUGAGUGAACGAUUGUCGGGAAUCGAUGAGGAGUGUCUCCGUGAGCCAGUUCGAUCGUCCACAGUUCCUGAAACCAUGCAGACAACUCUCACGAAUGCUUGCAGCAAAAAUAUCUCGGACACGAAUGGGAAUUCAUCUUUAUUCGCGAGUGUCUCCUCCACGUCAUCCGGUGUCAGUUCGGGAGUCGAUGAUUGUCGAACAACCGUCAAUCUCUCUCAAAACAACAACCUUCUCUCAACGAAACAAGAAUGU